Alternaria infectoria is the source of this 1146-nucleotide messenger RNA. RefSeq lists its product as uncharacterized. Gene Ontology annotation, biological process: fungal-type cell wall organization; carbohydrate metabolic process. The coding region runs from base 1 to 1146 and encodes 381 amino acids. The record is from RefSeq and is a predicted model, not a curated record. The transcript is spliced from 2 exons. NCBI's taxonomy places the organism in Eukaryota, Fungi, Ascomycota, Dothideomycetes, Pleosporales, Pleosporaceae. Gene Ontology annotation, molecular function: hydrolase activity, hydrolyzing O-glycosyl compounds; glycosyltransferase activity. Gene Ontology annotation, cellular component: fungal-type cell wall.
AUGCAUCUCUCCAAUAUCCCCUUACUCCCUCUCUCCCUCGUCCUCUUCUCAGCCACCCAAACUCUCGCCCAAACUUCCACAGACUGCGAUCCAACCAAGAAAUCUUGUCCAGCAGACACCGCACUCUCCGAGUCAGUCUACACCCACGACUUCACCACCGGCGCCGACAAUGAGAACUGGAAGGUCACUGCUGGCGACGUGAAGUACACUUCGAAAGGAGCGGAGUUCACCAUCAACAAAGCCGGCGAUGCACCCACUAUCCAAUCAAACUGGUACAUCUUCUUCGGCAGCGUGAGCUUCGUCAUGAAAGCUGCGCCCGGCAAGGGCGUGGUGAGCAGUGCCAUUCUGGAGAGUGACGAUCUGGAUGAGGUAGAUUGGGAGUGGCUAGGUGGGCAACCCGGGAAUGUGCAGACAAACUACUUCGGCAAAGGCAACACCACAACCCACGACCGCGAAGUCGACGCCCCAAUCCCCGACACCCAAUCCACAUCGCACAACUACACCAUCGCCUGGACCUCCACCUCCACAACCUGGCUCGUCGACGGCACCCCCAAACGCACACUCUCCUACUCUGACGCAAACGGCGGCUCCAACUACCCGCAAACCCCCAUGAACGUCCGCAUCGGCAUCUGGGCCGGCGGCGACCCCAACAACGCCGAGGGAACCAUCGAGUGGGCGGGCGGCGAAACGGAUUACAGCGCUGCGCCUUUUACGAUGGUGGUGGAGAAGGUGGAGGUGAGGAACCAGAAUCCCGGUUCCAGCUAUCAGUAUGGCGAUUUGAGUGGGUCUUUUGAGAGUAUUGUCGUUGAUGGCGGGGAUGGGAAAGUUAAGAAGAGUGGGAGUGAGGAUGGUGGGGAGAAGAGUUCGAGUUCGGCGACGAGUUCGGGGUUGAAGACGGAGGCUAGUCCGAGCGCGAGUGCGAGUGCGACGGUUAAUGUUAAUGUGGAUGGGGGUGUGGGCGGUGAGCAUGCGAUGGAGACGGGGAAUGCUACGGGGAGUGCGAGUAUGGCUAGUGUGACGCCGACGGGAAGUGCGACGGGCAGCGCGGCUGUGGCUGAGCAGACGGGUGACUCUGGUGCUGCAGCUGGUAAGAGCUUCGGUGUAGGACUCCUGGUGUUGUUUGGCGUCAUGACUGCGAUGCUGUAG